This is a messenger RNA of Dermacentor silvarum, 1356 nucleotides long. Its product is annotated as glutamate receptor ionotropic, delta-2. The transcript is spliced from 7 exons. NCBI's taxonomy places the organism in Eukaryota, Metazoa, Arthropoda, Arachnida, Ixodida, Ixodidae. The coding region runs from base 1 to 1356 and encodes 451 amino acids. Gene Ontology annotation, molecular function: glutamate-gated receptor activity. The record is from RefSeq and is a predicted model, not a curated record. Gene Ontology annotation, cellular component: membrane.
AUGAGGACGGCGCUAAUGCAGUGGCCUCCGUACUUGACUGUCGCUUACCGCGCCGACAAGCUGGCAGUGGGCGGGCCUAUGGGUCAAGUACUGGAAGCCCUCACGACCAGCCUGAAUAUGACGUUUGAAGCAAUACUUCCGUCGGAUGGACAGAUGGGAAUCCGGCUCCCAAACGGCUCUUGGACAGGUGCCGUCGGCAACGUCCAGAGAAAGGAGGUGGACAUGACCAUCGUGCCCAUGAUCCAGUCUCACAGCCGCAUGACGGUGGGUGAGUACGGACCUCCCAUCAUGUACGUGCAGUUCGGCAUCCUCUCAGGCAGCGGCGAGAGCACCUCCAACGUCUUCGGAUACAUACUGACCUUCGACUGGAAGGUUUGGGCUCUCCUUGUCAGCGCCAUGCCCGUGCUCGCACUGCUGAUAAGCCUGUCGGAAAUCAUCGUUCACAAGACGCCAUGGAGGAAGAUACCACCGAGAGUGCACGAAUGGGGCUGGGAACUCUUCGGGAACCUGCUCUACGAAAGUUCACCGCGCAGCCCCGCACAGACGUCUGCGCGCGUCGUCCUGACGGCGUGGUUGCUGUCGGUGCUGGUGAUCGCCAACUCGUUCGCCGGACAUCUGAAGUCCAGCAUGGCCAUCAAGAACGAGCCGGCGCAAGUGGACACCAUCCACGACGUAGUAUCCCGGCGCGCCCUCAGGCCGAUCGUCUGGAAAGGAUCGCACUACGAGGCAUUCCUAUCGACUGCCCGCUCUCCGGCGCUGAGUUCGCUGUGGCGCAUGGUGGCGCGCACCAACGGUUCCCAGCUGGGGCGCGACAUGUUCCGCGACGAGCACAUGCGCCAGGUGGUGGAGCGCCGCGCCGUGCUCAUGGUGGACCACAUCUCGCUGCAGUGGCGCACGGCCGCUUUCUGCCGCCGCACCCUGCAGGUGCCCAGCUUCCACUUCGCCCGCGAGCACGUCGACGAAAACCCGCUCUCCUUCCUCAUGUCGCGUGCCAUGCGCAGGGACCUGCGCCGGCGCGUUUACUCAAGGAUUAUGUGGAUGUACGAAAGCGGCCUGGUGAGCAAGUGGAUGGCCGACAGCCUGGGCGACUGGCAACGCUGCGUGCGGCAGGCGGGAGGCCACGCCGCGGGCGACCUCAGCUUCACCGACACCCUGGCCAGCUUCGUGCUCUGGGCGCUGGUCAUGACGGCUGCCGCGGUGGUCUUCCUGGUGGAAAUGCUGCACCCGCGCUCUUCCGCGCAGCGCCCGCAGAAGCAGCCGCCUGAAGGCGCCAGGGUCACUCUUGUCCAGCUGAGGAGGUCGCGGAUUCCGCGCUCUAAACUACCCCCGAGGCGGCUGACUUUUGCCAAGAUGUGA